GUAUUUUGGUUGGUUCUUGUUUGUCAAGUGAAUACACGACUGAGAGGAGGGGACGUAGAAGUAGGUCUGCUAAGAAACCACAAGGAUGUUGGAGGACCGGAAUAUGAUCGCGUAAGCUUUGCUCCUCCUGGGUGUGGUUUUGCUUUGCCUCCUCUUCUUCAAAGGUAUCAAAAAUAUUAUCAGUGAAACUGAAGAUUCGCACGAUACUGGCUGCAUUGUCACUACUACAUUGCUGCGACGAUGUCUCUAUUAAAGCCGCGCUCGUACUUGCUUCGCUGAUAUGACGACCACGACUGCUCCGUAAUCUUCCUGUAGCAUCUUGUGAUACAAAGUCACACUUAACAACACCCUUGUGCGAAACUGCGCGUGCGCGCUGCCCGACAAUAUAAUUUGCAGCCCGGCAACCCCCGCAGCUUCAUUCAGUAGACCUCGACAGCUCCUCCCAACCCCAAGAUGAAGCACACAGCGUCUGCUUCGUCGGACCCAACCAAAAGUAGCCGUGGCGUCUGCAGAUCUUCACACAAAACCUCGAUAAACAACAACAUGUCCACCCUGCUUACUAACAACAGAUCACGGAGUAGUACAGCUACAAGUACUAGUUCACGACUCCCUCGACUUCUAGUUGUAACAAGGGCUCCCACCCUCUUUUUCACUUCCUUAAUUUUAAGUUGGUCUGGCGUCUUUGCAAUGGAUUGUGAAGGUAGUCGUCUCACAUCCAUUGACAACAUCAACCGGCAAUGUGACGGCACUGUAAUACCAUGGCCAGUGGGGUUCGGUGACUUGCUGGCGUUACCAUUCGGGCUUGACAUAGAACAAGCAAAAGAAUUUGGAAAGGGCCUGUUCAUUAUGGUUGAUGAAGGAAGUAACAAGCUGACGAGCAGAUGAUCAUUUAAUAAAGAGAAAGAGCGAAUUUGUUGUAUGUGUAUCUACUAUAUCUACUAACGCUCAUGUUAUUAUAAAGACCACGGGGGGGGCUUGACCAGCACACUUCUUCAUGUUGGCCUGGAUGGAGCAAUCAUUGAAUAAGGACGAUUCACUCCACCUCGUCGGGUACAAGGUAACUAACAAGGGACUUCCAAGAAGAAGCGGUUUCCAAAGAACAGGGUAACUAACAAGGGACUUCCAAAGAACAGGGUAACUAAAAAGGGACUUCCAAGAAGAAGCGACUUCCAGAACUACUACAGUUAUAAAGCGAAAUAAAAAUUUUUUCUAACAAGAAGCGAAACUUCAUGGAGACAUUUGAGACGUCUGGGGUCACAGGGGAUGGGCGCUUCCGCUUCAUGGCUAACGUUAGAUGCAAAAGCGAAAUGCGGGGUAUACAUCCUAUAGGCAGCAAAGGAGAUCCCUGGACAAUGGCCACUUGGACGGAUGCACAGGUAUUUUUAGUUGAGUUGAGUACAUCAAGAAGGAACAAUGUUGAUGUAUUUGUACAGGUACUUACACGAUAAAAAGUGCAACUUCUCUAUUGACUAGUUGUUGAGCAAGAAGAACUCGUCAAUAGAGUUGCACUUUUUAUCGUGUAAGUACCGUCAACCAGUUGAAGUCAGAAGACUUUCAGAAAUGGAGGUUGUACACAAGUAGUUGUUGAGCAAGUACGUGUUAUAUUUCUUUUUCUAUGGUGGUGGAUGAACGAAGAUGCACAAGUAGAACAAGUACACGUCAUCUACGACUAUUCGUUAAUAUGAACACUUCGGGGUACAGGUAUGAUUUACAAUGUUGCAUGAGUCCUACAGACUUUGGAACUUUUUUCUUCUCUGUGUUGUGUCGUUUAUCAACCCGAAAUACAAGUCCAUCCUCUCACUCCUCUAAUAAAUUGCGGAACGAAGAAGUCCGAGUAAAUGAUUCAUUUUAAAAAUCAAGAUUUUUAAUAAAGUGAUCCAGCAUGCACUAACUACCCAAAACCUAAUGCAACAACCACAACCCUACAACAAUCAGGAAUGGUGUUCCGAGGGUGCGAAUAAUUGUACGGGGAUCAUGCAGUUUGUAGGCAAUAGCACAGAUUAAGGAAGGAUCCUAUUACCCUCAAUUAGAAAAACAUCAUCGCUCAUUCGUUCGUUCGUACCUUUGUACCUCUCCUCCAUCUAGCACCUCUCCUGCGUACUAGUUAUCAUUCAUCCAUAAUGACGGCUGUGCUUUCUCAAAGAGGAAGAUGCUAAAGCGGUACCACAACUUCUAAACAGAGAACUGUCACCACUGGUGUGGGGUACCCCAAUUCUGUGGUGAAUUUGAGGAAGACGACGAAGACCUGACGAUCCCAAGCAAUGACUGGAAUCUAUGGUAUAAGUCGAGAGGGGUUUAG
Amoebophrya sp. A25 is the source of this 2299-nucleotide messenger RNA. The record is from the annotation of a GenBank genome assembly. NCBI's taxonomy places the organism in Eukaryota, Dinophyceae, Syndiniales, Amoebophryaceae.